This is a messenger RNA of Drosophila ficusphila, 765 nucleotides long. RefSeq lists its product as uncharacterized. The record is from RefSeq and is a predicted model, not a curated record. Lineage: Eukaryota; Metazoa; Arthropoda; Insecta; Diptera; Drosophilidae. Bases 1 to 765 code for a protein of 254 amino acids. The transcript is spliced from 3 exons.
AUGCGGGUUCAGCGCAGUUUGGUUUUAUUCCUACUUGGAGUGAUCCUAGGCGAAAGUGUGACGUCCGGAGAGGAUGGGGCAGAAAAGUCAUGGGUUUCCCAGCUGAGGAAGCUGCGAAGUGACCUGCGUGACUGCUACCAAUCUGAUGUGUCCCAAAGUCUGUGGUCUUGCUUCCGCUCCAGGAGUCUGCACAUCUUCGAGAACAUCAUGACGUCUCCGGAGAUUUCCAUAUACGAUGGAGUGCGUCUGGUUUCUGCAGCCGAUAAGCCAGUCAAUUCUUCGAGUGCCCAAGACGAGCGAAAGGAUCUGAAGCACCUCACCUGGUUCGACCAGUUGGCAGUGAGUUUGGCCAAGGGCCUAACCACCCACACUUUGCAAGUGAAUCUGGGGAAGCUGACAGAACGAUACCUAAGUAGUGAAACCUCCACCACCGAUCCUGUGGGAAGUGCCAGGGUGAGACGACAUCGCUACAAUAUGAUCAUCACCAUGAUGUUUGGUGUCACCGCUUUGGGAGCUAUCUUGGUUCCCAUGGGAUUCCAGAUGCUGUCGAUUGUGAGCGGCAAAGCUCUUUUGCUGGCCAAGAUGGCCCUGCUCUUGGCCUCCAUCAACGGACUAAAGAGGGUAGCAAACAAUGGAUUACACUAUGGACUAUACCAUGUGCCAGGGGAACAUUUAGGAGGAUACUACGACAGGGGGGAUGUGAGCCACCCAAGGUACGUGCCCAUUCCCGCAGUUUCUCCAACUCUGGAGGUGGGAUUAAAAUAG